AUGAGCGUUCCUCCGCCGUCCGUGGCGGCGAUGUGGACGCCGUUCACGGCGGCUCAGUGGCACGAGCUGGAGCACCAGGCCCUCAUCUUCAAGUACCUCAAGGCGGGUCUCUCCGUCCCCCCUGACCUCCUUCUCCCCAUUCGCAAGAGCCUUCAAUUCAUGGCACAGCCAUCUCUUGGGGGCUACUACGGGAAGAAGAUAGACCCUGAACCGGGUCGGUGCCGGAGAACCGAUGGGAAGAAGUGGAGGUGUUCGAGGGAUGCUCAUCCUGACUCCAAGUACUGUGACCGCCAUAUGAUACGACGUCGUUACCGUUCAAGAAAGCCUGUGGAAUCUCAACCUCACUCUUCUUCUGCUACUUCAAACCCUGUUGCUGCUUCUGCUUCUGCUGCUUCUGCAAGUGGUUCUGCUGUUUCAUCUGCAAGUGGUUCUGCUGCUGCUGCAGCUGCAACAACCCUUCACACCCUUCCCUUGCACACUAAUGGUGCUCGGGAGGGUUUCACUUUCACCCUUGGGAACAACGCGACCACCACCGCCACUACCCUCUCCCACCUUCACAUGGACCCCCUCACUCUUUCAGGUGACAACAGCAAGAAAACUUACAGGUUUGGACUGAACUCAGAAGCAGAUGAGCACGUCUUACAGAAAGAUCUGGGAAGCGUGAGGUAUCAAGGGUAUGACUUCACCUCAGACAGCAUGUGGUCGCAUAUGUCUCAGAUUCCAUCAAAUACUGUUUCGGAAUCAAGGAGUGGUUCUACUAUGCUGGGCAACUGCUUCCAACAGCAAACAAUGCGAGAUGCUGAACUGUUGAACCUGGAAACUGCAAGGACCAAAGACCUUAUCUUUAGUAGCCAGUUAAGUUCAGCUGGGAGUUUGAAACAGGAAUAUCAGUCUCCUCAGUCUCUCUUCAGUGAAUGGGACUGGAAGAAGGAUUUAAGUUCCUCUGCCAUUGAGUAUAGACCCAACAAGGAUUUUAACUGCAAUCCAGAUGUCAAUGUUGAUUAA
Sphenostylis stenocarpa is the source of this 1005-nucleotide messenger RNA. The record is from the annotation of a GenBank genome assembly. Lineage: Eukaryota; Viridiplantae; Streptophyta; Magnoliopsida; Fabales; Fabaceae.